Messenger RNA from Blepharisma stoltei, 1644 nucleotides. NCBI's taxonomy places the organism in Eukaryota, Ciliophora, Heterotrichea, Heterotrichida, Blepharismidae. The record is from the annotation of a GenBank genome assembly.
AUGGCAAACUACCAGCCUUUAGAGCUUAUAAAAUUUCCUAAAAAGCCUACCUCAGAAACUGCAGAACAAAAGUAUUGGAAGUCGUUUCGUAAUGUUCUGCUUCGCCAGGACCACGCUGCUAUUGUAAAUGUAGCAAGCUCUUCAGAUUUUUACACAUGCACAUCAUCUAAUUCAGUCAGAUUUUUUAAUUACCAAAAUUCUCAUGAAUUUUCAAUAUCGAGGUUCCGCACUUUGGCUCUGGGUGGGUGCUUUAGAAACGAUGGUGAACUUUUCACUGCAGGAGAUAUUGAAGGUAAAGUCUCAAUUUUUCAGGUAUUUUCAAUAAAUUUAAUUUAUCUUUAAAAAAAAUAUAGAUUAUUUCAAAAUUAAUUUGGAAAAUUCAGAGAGAAUGGGUAUAAAAUACAAAAACCUUAUUGAGGAAUUAUAAGCAUCCAAAGCCUGCUUAUGCGAUGACUUUUUGGGGUGAUGGAAACUUUAUUACAGGCUGUGACGAUGGGAAUGUAAGAUUAUGGGAUUUAUCCCAAAACAAAGAAUUAGAAGCCUGGCAAGGCCACAAUGAUUAUGUCAGAGCUAUAGGAACCGUAGGGGAGCUAGCUAUCAGUGGUGGCAUGGACGGCAUAAUCAAGCUAUGGGACAAGCGCAUCGGGAUGGUCAAAGAAUUCAACCACAAUGCCCCUGUUUCUGCAGUGCUUGGCAUUAAUGACUUUUUAAUCACAGCUGGCCAUACAAACUAUAAAGUCUGGGACUUAAACCAAAAUAAAUUAUAUUUUUUUUUAAAAAUCAAAAAAAUUAAUAUUUUUUUUGAUUAAUAAAAAAAUAAACCAAAACAAAUUACUACACACUUAUAGCACACAUAGUAAAAAUAUUACCUCAAUCUCAACAGAUUCACACAAUACAAGACUAAUUACAUCCAGCUUAGACGGCUCUGUCAAAAUCCACAAUUUGAAGGAUUUUACAGUAGGACAUACAAUAAAAUACCCCAGCCCAGUCUUAUCUGCCAAAGUAACCAAUGAAAAUUCCCAUCUAGUUGUUGGGAUGGCUGAUGGAAAACUUUCUGUAAGGCAGCACAAAAAUGCAAAACCAAAGCGAAAAAAGAAAAUCGAAGAAACUGACCAGAUUUAUUUAGAAAAAUGGGAAGAAUACAGAAAAACAGCCCCAACAGAGACAGUAAAGGAUUAUAAGUAUUUUAAUAGAGGAGUUUAUAGCAAGCCAGACGGCAAUGAAAUACAAAUUGAAGGGCAAAUAAAAAAGAAGCUAAAGGAGUAUGACGUCCUGCUAAAGAAAUUCAGAUAUUCAGAAGUGAUAGAUUUGGCUUUUGAGUUAGACAGACCUGAGCUAAUUAUAACGAUUAUUCAGGAAUUAGAACAAAGAGAUGGGCUAAUUGCAGCGCUAAAGCAGAGGGAGCCACAAGAUAUCGCAAAGAUUAUUGCUUGGGUGGCUGAAAAAGUGAAUAAUCCCAAAUACUCUCAUGUGGUCAUUCCGCUGGCUAAUAUUGUUGUGGAUAUGUAUUCUGCUGUUUCUUUGAUAAACCCUGAAGUGAAAAAAGAACUGGAAGAGUUGAGAGAAGCGGCUGCGGAGGAAUACAAAUUAAAGGCUGAGAGUUUGGAAGUGAUUGGAAUGAUUGAUUAUUUAAUAAAUGAUUAA